AUGGCUCAACAUGAAUGUGAAAUCAGCAAUGAACCGGCUAACUCAGAAGCCUUGUCUAUCGACCGGCAACUCUUAGCAACGGACCUCGCCCGUCUGACAGACUUAGCGAUUCUCAAUCAAUCUCUGAGCUUGAAGUCUGUCAUCUUGACGGCCUCUUCCUUCAGCCACCUCUUUCGGGUUGCACGUUCUCGACCCGAGUUGCAACAACUCAACCAAAUCGGAGUUGGUCUACAGGGAGCUGUCUUCGAGCAGUAUAAGAUCCACUGUGAUGUUUCAGCUGCAUUCGAACAUUACCAGUCUAUCCAUAGGGAAGUUCGAGUGCCGAAACCUUUCGAGUUUAUCUCCAGGAAUCAGAACAACACUUUCUGGGAUGAAAUCUUAACAAAAACCCCCCAGGGUUAUCGCAUGCGUGGCGACCUUGUGAUGAUGGAACGGAUUCUUCCAUUACCGAAAGUCGUGCGAAGGGCCUUGAUCUCUCAGUUUUGCGUUCCCGAACAUCGCGAUAGCACUGAAAUCGAAGCCAUCCUCAAUCAACCUGGUAACAAACACUGCCUCGCCCGUGUUUACCUCGGAAAGGCUAAUGGUAACAUUGUCCACGACCUCCCGCUGCGAAACUUCCCUCUGUACCUCGCACCGAUGGAGCGGGUUGGCAUCGACACUCUCCACCUCGCAAACGCGAUGGGUAAAGCCUACGCAACCUUGCACUGGGGCGCCGCCACCAACGGGGACGAUGUUGAGUUUGUGCUUGGAACAUCGGCCACAGCUGCGCAAGGAACAGACCACGCGCCAGACCUUCAGUACCGCGCCGUUCAGCUGUAUCUCUUGGAUUUUGGACAAUGCGAGGCGGUUGACUUGGCCCAGAAUCCGGAUGUUGUUUAUCAGGCUUUCAAAGGAGCCAUGGUGACGGGCGAUAAUCAAAGUUUUAUUCCGCAUUACUUGAAGAGCCCGGCACUGUUCGCGACAUUUCGACAAGGAUAUAUCGAAGCAGGCAAAAUGAUUUUAUCGGACAAGAAGUUGCAGAACAAGUUCAACAUGGAGGACUUUAUGCAGGAGUAUGAGGAGUAUGCCGAAGACUUCCUGUAA
Molecule: messenger RNA, 1083 nt
Organism: Penicillium mononematosum
Lineage: Eukaryota; Fungi; Ascomycota; Eurotiomycetes; Eurotiales; Aspergillaceae
Exons: 2
Coding region: 1-1083 (360 amino acids)
Source: RefSeq, a predicted model, not a curated record